Molecule: messenger RNA, 1861 nt
Organism: Nicotiana tabacum (common tobacco)
Lineage: Eukaryota; Viridiplantae; Streptophyta; Magnoliopsida; Solanales; Solanaceae
Product: protein FRIGIDA-like
Source: RefSeq, a predicted model, not a curated record
AUAAAAUAGCAUUGGACACUCACAUUCUUCAAUGGAGAAUCUGGCUGGUCCAGCCGCGACCCCAACCUCCACCGCCACCAAGCCUCAGACGGCUGACACCACCACCCCAUCACCGGCGUCACCACCGGCAGCCCCCGAAGAAAAAGACUCAAAAAUACCACCUCCAAAUCCACAGCUCGAAAACCUCUGCAAGACGAUGUGCGGCAAGGGACUUCGAACUUACAUAACAUCGCAACUCCCACUUCCAGAGCAAGAAAACACACUGCGCGAACAACUCCCAGAGGCAUUAAAGCUUGCGCCCAACGCAGCAAAGCUUGUACUCAGCUGUAUGGGAGACUUUUAUGCCAAAAGGGGCAAAGAUCUUAAUAAGGAUACGCAGAUGAUUUCCUAUAGGGAAGCAUCCGCAUUGGUUUUGGAGUGCUUUUUAUUAAUGGGUUUGGACGAAAUUGAUGAAGCAGUCUCAAAAGAAGCUGAACAAGCAGCGGUUAUAUGGAGAAGAAGGUUGGUUGAUGAACGAGGUAUAAAAAAGGCGAGUGAAAUGGACGCGCGGGGGCUGUUAUUGCUUAUUGGGUGUUUUGGGAUUCCACAAGUUUUUAGGAAUGAGGAUGUUAGGGACUUGAUUCGGAAGAGUAACAUCAGGGGGAUUAAAAGUGCACUUAGGAGAUCAAAUGUGCUCAUCGAAAAGAUUCCAGAAAUAAUAGAGGGCAUGGUGAAGCAUAAGAUGGAAGUUGAGGCUGUUGAUGUUGCUUAUACUUUUGGCGUUGAGGAAAAGAUUAGCCCUUACACAAUUUUGUCAUCGUUUUUACAUGAAUUUAAAGAAUCGCUGAAGAAAAGGAAAUGGAAAUCGCAUGGUUCACAUGAUGUUGUGAAUGAAGCAAACAAGAGGGAAUUGUCUACUAUGAAAUCUGUCAUCGAAUGUUUGGAAGCCCAUAACAUUGAUCCCUCAAAGCUUAUUCCACGGUUUCGUAUCAGUGACAGAAUUGAGAGCUUGGAGAAAAAAAUAGCUAGGAAUGAUCAAAGAAGGGAGAAGAUGGUGCAGAAUUGGAAAUGUGAUGAAACGGGGUUUUCUAGAAGGUUCGAUGACAGACAAGCAAAGCGCAGACGUAUUGCAGGUUCGGAACAGCAAAGAGCUGUUAAUCACGUCUAUAGCCAGAGACCCUUGUUAGAAGGUGGAACUGCCGGCCGCUUUUAUGGUUAUUCUUUGUCACCACCAGCAUUGCCUGGACCUAUUGCUGGCUCGAUAGCUGAUACUGUUCCUGGCUCACUAGCUGCAAGUGGGGGAGGUGUGGUUAUGGGUAGAUUUGGUUCAGGUAUAACAAGAAGCACGGAUAAUGUUCUACAAGCUGGCUCAUAUGCUGGAUUUCAUGGAGGGAUGCCGAUUGAUGGUAGAGCCGGGCAAGCAAGAAGUUAUAACAAUAAAUUAUAUGGAUGGCAAGGGGAUGCAUCCAUGCACGAGAGGUCGGUCUCUUACAACUAUGAAUAUGGGUCACCACCACCGUGGCAAGGCUCUAUAGGGUUGCCAAACACUGUUCCUGUUGGUGUCGGUCGCCAGAGCUCUGCUUCUGAUCCUUAUCAGUUGCCCAAUACUGUUCCAGGAAGUGCACCGUAUCGGAACAGCGGUUCAUAUGCAGUAGGUGCUGUUCCCUCUGUUAACCAUCGUUCUUCCUACUUGUACCCAAGGACAUAUUAUCCCUAAGGCAUGCAGUAACUUGUAGUACUUUUUAGUUUCUCUUGUAGUAUGCAAUCUUUGUAAUGUGAUAUGCCAAUUGCACCAAAGAUGCACAAGUGUGGGGAAUGUUAAGUAAAUGAUCCUGCUCAAUUUUCAAGGCCUGGUAUAGCAAUGUCACCGUUUUACCCCUUA